AUGGGUCGGAAGCAGAAACGCCGCCUAAUACCGGAACAAGAUCGUAGAAUUUGCGGUAGCAUUUGCUUCUUCCAGUUUACCUUCGUCAUCAGUUGCGUGGCUUUGGUUUAUCUCGGCGUAGCGAUCUACGCGCCGUCAUAUAGAGCUUUCCACAUUGGCAUUGAGCCGGAACCGGUGAUGUGCCAAACUGUUAAUGCCUCGAUGGUGAAUAAUUGCGGCUGGGCUAGUUGCGGCGAAUGGUGUUUGACGAAGUCGAGCGGCUUUUGUCCCCAGUUUCACGCAACCGUGAGACGUAAUGGCACUGAUGUGAUUUUCGAAAAUUGCACCAAGUUCAAUACAAUCGCGUGCCCUCAGGUAAACAUGGGGAACAUGAAAAGGUAUAAUUGCAACAAUGGCAGCGAGUGCAGUAUGUUGACGGGGGUAUUCAACUGCAGCCUCGGACAUUGUUCAAACAUGAGCGAACUGAUGCUUUGUCAUCACAAGGCCGACGGUAUUGUUAUCGAUAGCGAGAAGGAUAACAUGAAACUGAAUGGCUUCUUCAGCUGUCAACACUCCAGAUGCACGAAAAUCAAGACUGCUUUCACUUGCGACCGAUACUGUCCGAGCAUUAAUACUAGCGACGUGAACGUGUAUCUAAUGCAGGACAACAGUGUGAUAUCAGCCAAGUGCUCUCGUGGGAUGGCCUUGAACAGAGCGAAUGGUAGCCUACCUGGUAUCAAAUUGGACAAGCCUGUUAAAAUCUGGGACGAUAAAAACGGCAGUAUCGUCACAAGCUGUUUCGCCGUAACGAAGAACGACAAUGUCAUCAGCACGGAGGACUGCGUGAAUGGUACGUUGUUGGGUGAGAUUCUUGUUCCCAAACCGUCCAUUAAUUUCACGAGCUUCCUGAAAAUUUAUGAGAAGAGCCUGCGGUAUCCGGCGGACCCCACGAACGCCUAUGUUCCGGCACAGCAAUCUUUGACCAUCUACAACAGCUCGCGAUUGUAUAUCAACCUCGAGCGUUGCGUCAACACCUUGAGAGGCGAGUGUAGACAAUUUCAGCUCACUCACGGUCGUGAUGGCGACAAUCAGACCGCCCAGAGUCGGUAUCCCUGUUAUUACAACAAGAACGACUCGUUGUUCGUGGUUGCACGGUUCGAUCUGAAGAAAACACGAAUGGAGCUGUUGAUCGCCGUUAUCGUGCCGGCUGGACUCUUCAUCAUCAGUGUGAUCACCCUGAUUGUCAUUUCGCGAUCGGUGCAGGUGGGAGACGACGCGAAGAUGCGAUGUAGAUACUGCGUUGACAAGCAAGAGGUCGAGGGCGAGGACCAAGGACUCGUGGAGGUAACGUCCUCCACGACUCAAAGUCAGGUCAAUGAGAACGAGAUUAGAAGCAUGACCCUUUAGCAGUACAAGCCGCUCGGCAUAGGCACUACGUUGGGUUAUGAAAGGCUGCCAUUGAUCGAUAUGGACGAGGCUGAGGAUUCCUUCUAGAAGAAAAUGCGAGACCUAACUUUCGAAAGAUCGUGAUGCUAGAAAGAUCCAUUCAAGACAAAACUCUACAGAGAA
This is a messenger RNA of Mycetomoellerius zeteki, 1548 nucleotides long. It is a transcript of the gene Teh4, whose product is annotated as tipE homolog 4 phospholipid transfer protein. Bases 1 to 1386 code for a protein of 461 amino acids. The record is from RefSeq and is a predicted model, not a curated record. NCBI's taxonomy places the organism in Eukaryota, Metazoa, Arthropoda, Insecta, Hymenoptera, Formicidae. Gene Ontology annotation, molecular function: sodium channel regulator activity. Gene Ontology annotation, cellular component: plasma membrane. Gene Ontology annotation, biological process: regulation of sodium ion transport. The transcript is spliced from 5 exons.